AUGACCACGUAUGCAGGGCUGCUUUUGCUGACUGUCACGUUGGCUCAGGUGCAGAAGCAACUAGUUGGGGAGCGGCUGUUCCCGGCAAUUUCCAAGCACCAGCCGGAGCUGGCAGGCAAGAUCGCAGGCAUGAUGCUCGAGAUGGACAACUCCGAGCUGUUGAUUCUGUUGGACAGCGAGCCCCAGUGGACGAAGCAAUGCGGGUGCUCGAGCAAGCCAAGUAGAGCAUGCGAUAUCCAUUGUCGGACCUUCGGGGCGACAGACGAUGGAUGGCAUCCAGGAGAGAGCGAAGUGUCGACAUGUGACGGCUUUGGCACCAUCCGGUACCCUCGACGGCUGUCUUUCGUGUCGCACGCUUGUGAGUGCCAGCAAGAUACAAACAAGUAUCUAGGCAAGCGGGUGGCAAAGGCAAUAACUCGCAAAGGUCACGCCACGCGGAACAAACAAGAGGUUAUGAGUAAACAAUGGAAUGUGUUUGGCUCUGAAAGAUGGCUGUUGCAGGGAGCGUGGCUCCUCCAAGCAUGCAGAACCAUGAAACUGGCUCAAUAG
Symbiodinium necroappetens is the source of this 549-nucleotide messenger RNA. NCBI's taxonomy places the organism in Eukaryota, Dinophyceae, Suessiales, Symbiodiniaceae. The record is from the annotation of a GenBank genome assembly.